Messenger RNA from Cladocopium goreaui, 2129 nucleotides. The record is from the annotation of a GenBank genome assembly. Lineage: Eukaryota; Dinophyceae; Suessiales; Symbiodiniaceae.
AUGGAGCUGCAGGACUUCCUGUCCGGUCUGAUCAGUUCGCUCUUCAGUACAGAUCCCGUCGCACAAUUUGAACUGAGGCAUGCCACACCAUGUAGCAGAUGGAUUAUGUUUGCGCGUUUCCGAGCCCUGUCGAAACGCAGCAAGACGACUUUGGAAAGAUACUUCUCAGGACUCAGCGAUGAGAACUGGACUGCACCAUGGGCAGUCCAUGCGCGGCGGAAUCUUUUUUCCAGGCUUCAUCACCUACGGAAGAGUAAGGCAAAGCCCGAAGAGGUUCUCUUUGUGGUGUCUGAGUGUCGCCGAAGAGAGCUGCUGAGAGAUCCUCGAGAUUGGGUGGUGGCUAUGAGUUCGCUUGGUCAUGUUCAGUUAUGGACAGAAACUCUGGGUCUUUUAGAGGCAAUGUACUCGGAGAUGGGUUUCGUCGCCGUGCAGGCAUUUAACGCAACCAUCUCAGCAACCGAGAAGGCCCAACAGUGGCAACAUGCUAUUGCACUGUUCAGUGACAUCGAACGAUAUUCCCUUUCGCCCGAUGCCGUGACCUGCAAUGCUUUGCUCAGUGCAUGUGACAAGGGAGGCAAAUGGGAAAGUGCUCUUGAUUUGCUUCAGCGAGCUGGCCACUUUCAGCUUCAACCCAACGUCGUCAGCUACAGUGCAACAGUCUCUGCUUGCGAGCGAGCAAGGGCUUGGGAGCAAGCGCUUCAGGUCUUUGCCAGUAUGCACGCGCGGCAAAUUGCCGGUGAUGUGGUGGCUUUCAAUGCAGCACUCUGUGCACUGGAUCGUGGUUCGCAGUGGCAGGAGGCAUUGAUGAUGUUGGAAGACAUGAGCCAGAUGAGACUCAAGCGGAGCCUAGCAAGCUAUGGGGCCGUCAUCAGCGCAUGUGGCGACGCAUUCCAGUGGGAGGAAUCGAUUGAAUUACUGAGCUUGCUACAGAAGCAACUGCUGCAGCCUAAUCUGAUCGUCAUGAAUCUGUGCUUGAAUGCAUCCCGCAAGGCGAACAAUCUGCAUGUGUCCUUGAAGCUCUACAACGAUAUGCUUAGCAGGUCAGACAGGCCAGACCUGCUGAGCUACACCUCUUUGAUUUCAGCAUGUACGUUUGGUGCUGAGUGGCAGCUGGCACUACAGCUUCAUGAGGAUGCCCAGUUCGUAACUGGUAAACUCGACAUUCUGUCCUUCAAUGCGUUGCUGGGAGUGUGUCGACAAGCAAGCAGAUGGGAAGAGGCGCACAGGAUUCUGCACGACCUCAAAGGCUAUGGCCUUUCUCCAACGGUGCCCACCUACAAGGCAGUGAUCUCUGCUUGUGCUCGUGCCACAAGAUGGUCCGAUGCCGUGGGCCACCUAUCUUCCUUGAUGAAGACCUUGGACACACCGACGACACCUGGCAGCGGCAAUCCGUCCAGCAAUUCCUCGGAUUUCAUCCUGCAAUAUGGGAUUGUCUCCAAAGCUUGCGUCGAGGCAGGUUUUGGAAGCGUUGGACAAGCUUUACUGGCUGAGGCAGAGCAUAUGGCUUCUGCAAGAGGUUUAGUAUCAGGAUUUCCAGCAGAGUGGUUGAGUGUUCUCCACUGGCAAGCUGCUCUCUGGGCCUUUGAAACCCAGAAGGCCAUGCAUGACCUUGACGAUGGUGUACGAGUUGUUGGGGUCGCCGAUGUCCUCAUAGAAGCAGGGCGUGAUGCCGGCGCAAUGAGUCUCUUGAUCGAUGCCCAGGAGGCUGGCAACAUGUCACUGUGGAGGUGUGAAAGACGGAAGGUUCUGGACUUGCACGAUCUAGGAGGCCGGGGGUCUUGCUCUGCUCCUGUAGCUGAAGCAGCUGUCAGUGCAGCACUUCUGCAAAUGGCGCAUGACCACAACUUCUCCGCAAAACAUAGUUUAGUCAUUGUCACCGGGCGAGGGAGAAGAAGUAUUAGGGGAAUUCCGUUAUUGCUGCCAGCUAUGAUGUCCUUCUUAGUUGAUGGUUUGGGACUCGAAGUACGACAGGAUCCUGGCUCCCUUCGAGUCUCGAGGGCGUCUCUGCACAGACUGUGGCAGGGUGAACGUUGGGAUACAAAGAUGUCCUGACCGAUCUGACCGGGCGAUGUCCUGCAUCGUCUUUGCUGUGGCGUGCUCCACAGACCCAAGGCUCGUGUUGCCAGAAA